AUGGUCCUGCACGCCCCCGGCACGCGCGCGCACGCGCGCGCGGUGGCUGCGCUGGGCAGGGCCGUCUUGCGCCGCACAGGAGGUCGCGCCUACACGGCCGUGUCCGCGGCCGAGGUCCUGCGCGCGCAGGCCGAGGCCGGAUCGAACAGGGAGCUCGAUCCCCGGGGCGUCGAUUACGGCCUCUUCGAGUCGCCCUCCGGCGAGUACGUGCACCAGUCGCGCCUCGCGCCGCGCAUAUCGACGAGUCCCGCGGGCGUGGACACCAUGCGGCGCGUCCUCCAGGACGGCGACUAUGCGGGCGCCGCGCACCUCUUUGCGCAGCUGCGGGCGCUCGGCACGCCGCUUGCGGCGCCGCUCGUCGAGUACGCCUACGCGGCACGCUGGUGUGCGGCGUCGCAGCGCGCCGACGAGGUCGUGCCGUUCCUCGAGCGCGUUCCCGCCCAGGCCGCCCACAGCGCCGCGGCCAUGCACCAGGUGGCGCAGGCGCUCCUGCUCCUCGCGCGCGAUGCUGCGGCGCUGCCUGCGGCUGAGAGAGCCCUGCUCGUGGCGGCGGACCGCGGGUUCACACAGGCCCUCCCGCGCGCCCUCACUGAGCUGUACCACGGACCGCUCGGCGGCUCCCCGGGCGCCGAGGCGCUGUGGCGCUCGCUCGUGCCGCGACUGCGCGCGGCGGGCGCGAGCGAGGCCACGCUCGCCUCGCUCUUCGCGCGUGUCGUGCGGGCGCAAGUGCGGGCGCGCCACGCGCCCCUGCACGAGACGCUGCCGAGCACGUCUGCGGCGCCCGUGUCCUUUGCGCUCGAUGCGCGCACCCGCACGCUCCUGCAGCGCGAUGCGCUGCGCGCACCGCUCAUGCUGCCGCACGACCAGGCGCGCUUUGCGCACUAUGCCGAGGCGCGCGACCUGAUGCGCAUGCGCAGCGUGCUGCUGGGCGCCGUGUCGCGCGGCUACGUGCCGCCGCUCGAGCUCCUGUCCACCCUGCUCGCCAUGGCGUCGGCGCACACGCACAUCCCCGCGUCGGGCGCGGCGCCCUGCUCGACGGGCACGUACCUGCGUCCUCUGCGGCGGCGACUGCAGGCGUGCCCGGGGCUCUGGGAGACAGCCAUGCUGCGUGCGCGCGAAAAGGCCGGCGACUGGCGCGGCGCCCUGCGCCUAUGGCAGGCGCGCGCGGCGCGGCCGGCCGCGCAGCGGGCGGUGCGCGCGCGCCUUGUGCCGACGUCCUACGCGGUCGCCACUGCGCUGCGCGCGCUGGCGCAGGGAUGCGGGCCGCAGGCGGCGCCGCUUGCGCAGGCGUAUGCGGCGCUCGUCGCGCAUGCGCGUGCAGGUGCGCGUUCGUUCCGAUGA
This is a messenger RNA of Malassezia sympodialis ATCC 42132, 1341 nucleotides long. RefSeq lists its product as uncharacterized. NCBI's taxonomy places the organism in Eukaryota, Fungi, Basidiomycota, Malasseziomycetes, Malasseziales, Malasseziaceae. The transcript has 3 exons. The record is from RefSeq and is a predicted model, not a curated record. Bases 1 to 1341 code for a protein of 446 amino acids.